Aspergillus heteromorphus CBS 117.55 is the source of this 1311-nucleotide messenger RNA. Its product is annotated as succinate--CoA ligase subunit beta. The coding region runs from base 1 to 1311 and encodes 436 amino acids. The transcript is spliced from 6 exons. Gene Ontology annotation, cellular component: succinate-CoA ligase complex; mitochondrion. The record is from RefSeq and is a predicted model, not a curated record. Gene Ontology annotation, molecular function: metal ion binding; ATP binding; succinate-CoA ligase (ADP-forming) activity. NCBI's taxonomy places the organism in Eukaryota, Fungi, Ascomycota, Eurotiomycetes, Eurotiales, Aspergillaceae. Gene Ontology annotation, biological process: succinyl-CoA metabolic process; tricarboxylic acid cycle.
AUGCUCGCUCGAAGUGUAACUAGGGCUUGUCGGUUAACUGCAUGCGUCCCCGCCCCGCCGGGACCUGGAAUCUGGGGUCGAGGGGAUGAACCAGCACAGGCUCGCUGCGUCGUCAAGCAGCAGAUACGGCGGUUCGGGUUGCUGGAGUAUCACUCCCAUGAUCUUUUGAAACAGUUUAACCUGCCAGUCCCCAAGGGCUUUGUAGUGGCCAGUGCGGAAGAUGCGCGGUCGGUUGUAGCGCAGAUCAACGCCCCGUCCGUCCUGAAAUCCCAGAUCCUGGCCGGUGGCAGAGGAAAGGGAAAGAUGGACAGCGACGGUCGAGGCGGAGUCCGCAUCGUGAACUCAGCAGACGACGCAUUCCACAACGCCUCCAACAUGCUAAACCACUACCUGACAACGACGCAAACACCCCCAGAAGGCCUCCUGGUCCAAAAGCUCUACAUCUACCGAGCCGUCGACGUAACGCACGAAUUCUACGUCGCUCUCACCCUCGACCGCUCGCGCGGCAGUCCCAUGCUCCUGAUCUCCGACCAAGGCGGCGUGAACAUCGAAUCCAGCAUCGACAGCCUAAACCGCUACUGGUUCUCUCCAUCCACCGGAAUAGGCGACGGCGCGUUGUCCGACAUCCAAGCCCGGCUGCAUUUCACGGACACGGACAUGGUCUCGGUCACGCACAUCCUGCGGCAGGCGUUCCGGCUCUUCUGCGCCAAAGACGCCACGCUCCUCGAGCUGAACCCCCUCGUGCGCACGCCCGAGAGAGCAUUCGUCUGCAUCGAUGCCAAGUUCGAGUUCGAUGAUUCGGCCCGUUUCCGGCAGCCGGAGAUCUUUGCCCUGGAGCCGCCGCCGUCCGACAGGGCGGAUGAGAGGGAAGCGGCCAGGCAUGGCCUCUCGUAUGUGCGGCUGGAGGGGAAUAUUGGGAACUUGGUGAAUGGCGCGGGACUGGCCAUGGCGACGAAUGACUUGAUCAGCCAUUUCGGGGGGUCCAGUGCGAACUUUCUCGAUAUUGGCGGCAAGGCGACCACCGAGACGCUGAUCGCGGCUUUUAAGAUUGUCACGUCGGAUCCGAGGGUUCAGGGGAUCUUGGUGAAUAUCUUUGGGGGCAUUGUGCGAUGCAACAUGAUCGCAGAGUCUAUACUGGCGGCGGCGGAUGCUCUGGGGGGUCUUCGCGUGCCGGUGGUGGUGCGGCUGCAGGGGACGAAUUCCGAGGAGGCGUUGAAAAUGAUCAGAGACUCGGGUUUGAACCUUCACACCGAGACAGACUUCGAGGCCGCGGCGCGGGAAAUUGUCCGACAGACACCAUCCUACCAGUAG